AUGGCAGGAGUGAACGGGGAUCGGAAAGGCAAGAAAGAUGACAAUGGCCUGGGCACUGCCAUCGACUUUGUCCUCUCCAAUGCUAAGCUGGUGCUUGGAGUGGGCGGGGCAGCCAUGUUGGGCAUUGCAACGCUGGCAGUCAAACGAAUGUAUGACCGGGCCAUCAGCGCCCCAUCCAGCCCCACGAAGCUGGAGCCGUCGGGGAAACGCAGCUGGGAGGAGCCCAGCUGGCUGGGGUCCUCUCCACGCACCCUCAACCGCGACAUGAAGUCCACGGUCAGCCGCUCGCUGCAGACGCUGCCCACCUCUGCCAACUCCUUUGAGCCAGACCUGAUGCGUCGUGCUGCGGGUCGCAAUGCCCAUGAGCAGGUGGGCCUGGCGCGGGCACGGAUGCGCCUCUCGCUGCAGGAGCACCUGUGGGCGUUCUUCCGCGAGCGAGUGGCCAUCCCCGCCGAGGAGCAGGCCGUGGCUCGCCGCGCCGCACUGGACAUCUGCUCCGAGCUCCGCGUCUUCCUGCACGCCAAGCUGCCCGACAUGCCGCUCCGCGAGAUGUACCUGAGCGGCAGCCUCUACGACGACCUCCAGGUGGUGACCGCCGACCACGCCCAGCUGAUGGUGCCCAUGAUCCUGGAGAAGAACUUGUGGUCGUCGGUGCCGGGCGAGGACACCAUCAUGAACGUCCCCGGCUUCUGGCUGGUGCGGCGGGAGAACCUGGAGUACUUCCCCAGGGGCAGCAGCUACUGGGACCGCUGCAUGGUGGGCGGCUACCUCUCCCCCAAGAGUGUCCUGGAGGUGUUUGAGAAGCUGGUGGCCGGCACCAUCAACUGGCCGGCCAUCGGCAGCGUGCUGGACUACGUGAUCCGGCCCGUGGUGCCGUCGGAGACGCUGACGCUGGAGGUCCAGUAUGAGACGGACCGGCGCCUCUACGUGGACUUCCUGCCGUUGCUGGUGAUGGACGACGGUGCGUCGCUCAUCGCCAAGCCCCACCGGCUGGCGGCCGAGCGGCACGAGAACCUGUGGCGGCAGAGCUUCCGCGUGGCCGAGACGGCCCGGCUGCGCGCGCUGGACCAGGAGGACGGCGGCUGCCGCUGCGCCUGCCUGAAGGUGGCCAAGGCCGUGUGCAAGCUCAACCCGGCGCUGGGCAGGCUCAACGCCAGCCAGCUGACCAACUCGCUGCUGCUGCUGAGCGAGCACGAGGGCGACUGGACGCAGGAGGCGCUGGCCGACCGCUUCAUCAGCCUGCUGCGCUCGCUGGUGGGACACCUGGAGGCCGGCCGGCUGCCCUGCGCUCUCUACCCCCGGGUCAACCUCUUCUGCGAGCUCACGCCCCUGGAAGUGGACGAGCUGGGCUACACGCUCUACUGUGCCCUCUCCGACCCCGAGAGCCUGCUUAGGACUGGCCUACAGGAGACUGACCAACCAUAGCAUGGCGUCUGAGGUGCUGCUGGUGCGUACGUCUGUUGCCAUGGAAACGGGCCGUGAAGGUGCCAGCCUUAAAGCUUAAAAACAUCGGACUCAUUUACUCUGUGGUUGGCUUGCGCCCUGGUACAGCUCACUCUAAAAGCAGCCAUCUGCAGUAAGAGAGAGGCAGCAUCUGUGUAAAGCCCAUGUAAAUGUCUAUGGGAGUCAUCACAGUGCCCUCUUGUGUAUUCUAAAGGUAAUGCAAUAGAAUCAUACUCUCUUGUAAGAACCAUAUAAAAGAAUAAAAUGCCCCUCAGCCAACUGAGAAAGUAGCAGAGGCCCCUUUGUGUCCACAGAAAACACCGUUCUGAGGCUAAUCAGAAUCUCAUGGACCACUUUUUCUUUUCUACAUGUGUCACCAUCUAUAUUUUGUACUGAUGUUUUAAAGAUCUGCAGUAGAAGCAAUCGCAGCUAAACCAUGCAAUGAGAGACUAUGGGGGACACGCUGCCUAAUUUGUAUGACCUCUUGACUUCCUUGCGCCCUCAUAUCAGUACACACACACACACACAGCAGACACACACUGUGAUGAGUGAGUGUUUUGUGCACUGUUUCUGUCAGAGCUACUGGAGAUGUUAAGCACUAUGUGAGAUGGAAUAUUUAAUCGAUGGCAAAUUCCUAAUUGAUUGGUGGGUGUGAGUUUGCUGCAAGGCAGAUGGGGGGCUCGUAUUCUAGCAGUGGUCUACAGUGGGUCGAACAAGCUCAUGUUUUGGGAUGUCUUUCUGGUCCUGCAUGGGCUUAGAAGAGAUGCUAUUUUAAACUGUUCCAUGUUUUGUUCGUGUCUUUCAAAGCGCGUCAGCGCCUAUAUGAGAUGACAGUGGAAGCUGCAUGGAUAUGAACGAUGUUGUCACCGUUCUCACGUGACGGGCUGCCUUCUCUCUUACCCACAGGCGUUUGAUUAGUCAAAUUCCUUUCGGUGACCCGGGAGGCUCAAGAAGUCAGGAGGAGAGGACUUGCUUGUUUACAAGCUCUGAGACGGGUCCUUGUUUCCCAGAAAGGGAACUAGUGUUGAGUGUCAGUGGGCUUUUGGGUCGGACUCAGGCUCUUUAGCCUGGUCUUUCUGUUGGCCUGAACCACCACAGCAGUCUAAUGACUUGAUUUUUUUUUUUUCUGUUUCUUUGCUUUUUUUUUUGUCCAAUUUUUUUCCUCCCUUUUUUUUCCUGAAGUCAUCGUUUUAGAGCUCGUCUCUUAAAAUGAAUAAACUGAUGUUGAUUA
Molecule: messenger RNA, 2674 nt
Organism: Alosa sapidissima (American shad)
Lineage: Eukaryota; Metazoa; Chordata; Actinopteri; Clupeiformes; Clupeidae
Gene: mief1
Product: mitochondrial elongation factor 1
Exons: 4
Coding region: 1-1425 (474 amino acids)
Biological process (GO): mitochondrion organization; positive regulation of mitochondrial fission
Cellular component (GO): mitochondrial outer membrane
Source: RefSeq, a predicted model, not a curated record